CAGACAGGUAAACCUCUGUAGUCUAUGCAAGCGAACACUCGUACUGUUUGAACAUUAAACUCAUGCUAAAGAUCUAUCUUGUGACAUGGAGUUAAAUGAGAACAAUCAAAGAGGAAAUGAUGGAUUCAGCAAUGUUGCCUUUCAGAAUGAUGAACCAGCUCAUAAUGAAUUUGCUAACAGUAAGGUCCUAAGUAAUGGAAGUCCUAAAAAGGAAGAUGUCGUUGUUAUUCAUCAGCUUGAUAUAUAUGAAAAUAACCUUUCUAAAUGGAGCUCUGAUGAAGAAAAUCUGGAAAAGAAAAGCUGGAUCGAAAGGAAAUAUGAUAAUGUGUGCUCUUUCUGUCAGAAACACAGAAGAUUAAUCAAGCAUAUAAUCUAUGGCAUUUUGCUGGCUGGUUUCCUAGCAAUGGUGAUCGCAGCCUGUGUUUUGAACUUCAGAAGGGCUCUGGCGUUGUUUGUAUUGACAUUACUGGGCAUUUUCUUUGUAUUCUGGGAUUUAUUUAUGGACAGAUAUGAAGGCAAGAUUGUUAAAUUGUUCUCCCCCAUUGGAACCUUUACAAAGAAACACUGGUUUUGGAUGAAAUGGGUGAUUUGGAUAAGCCUUGUAGCUGGUGUUAUAUGCUGGCUAAUUUUUGAUACAGCAAAAAUGGGAGCCAAUCAACUGAUAUCAUUUGGUGGACUUGUGAUGUAUGUGCUCUUAAUGUUCAUCUUUUCAAAGCAUCCUACCAAGGUUCGUUGGAGGCAAGUAUUUUGGGGUAUUGGCCUGCAGUUUCUUUUGGGACUUCUAAUUUUAAGAACAAAGCCAGGAUUUGAUGCCUUUGAUUGGCUUGGUAUACAAGUACAGACAUUUCUGGAAUAUUCAAAUACUGGUGCAAUGUUCGUAUUCGGUGAAAAAUAUCUUGAUCAUUUCUUUGCCUUUAAGGUUCUACCAAUUGUCAUCUUCUUCAGCACAAUUAUGUCCAUGCUUUAUUACAUGGGCUUCAUGCAAUGGCUCAUAAAAAAGGUUGGAUGGUUUAUGCAGAAAACAAUGGGAACAUCUCCAACAGAGUCACUUGUUGCAGCUGGAAACAUAUUUGUUGGUCAGACAGAAUCUCCCCUUUUGAUCAGACCAUAUUUAGAACUUCUAACAAGGUCUGAAAUCCAUGCGAUUAUGACGGCAGGCUUUGCUACAAUUGCAGGAAGUGUAUUAGGUGCCUAUAUCUCAUUUGGGGUUUCUUCUUCACAUUUACUAACUGCUUCUGUGAUGUCUGCCCCAGCUGCACUGGCUGUAUCCAAGCUUUUUUGGCCAGAAACAGAACCUAUAAAGGUCAACAUGAAACAUGGGAUGAAACUAGAAAAAGGGGAAGCUAGAAAUAUAUUAGAAGCUGCAAGUCAAGGUGCCUCUGCUUCGAUUCCUUUGGUAGCCAACAUUGCGGUGAACUUGAUGGCGUUUCUGUCGCUACUGGCUUUCUUCAAUGCAGCUCUUUCAUGGUUGGGCAAUAUGUUUGACUACCCACAGCUGAGCUUUGAGGUAAUAUGUUCCUAUGUCUUCAUGCCAUUUUCUUUCAUGAUGGGUGUGGACUGGGAAGACAGUUUCAUAGUUGGAAAACUUAUUGGAUACAAGACAUUUUUCAAUGAGUUUGUUGCUUAUGAAUACCUUGCUGGAUUGAUUAAUAAACGAAAGGAAAGCGGACCUAUGUAUAUCGAAGGAAUAAAGCAAUAUAUGUCAAUUCGGUCUGAAACAAUCGCAACAUAUGCCUUAUGUGGAUUCGCAAACUUUGGCUCCUUGGGAAUUACUAUUGGUGGCCUAAGCUCAAUGGCUCCCAGCAGGAAAGGUGACAUAGCAAGUGGUGCCAUUAGGGCUAUGAUCGCUGGCACAGUUGCUUGCUUUAUGACGGCUUGCAUUGCAGGGUUAUUAACCCAACCAGUCGAACAAUUCACAUGCAGAGAACUGUUGGAAAGUUCACUUCUCAACACAAGUUCACCAGUCAACUCAACAGAGGUAGUGGACUGCUGCGUGGGACUUUUCAAAUGGGUGGUUGCAGAUGGGCCCUCAAAUGUUACAAUUGGUGGAAAUCACAGCAUGAGCUUACUCAGCGGUUGUUGCCAACUGGUGCACUCUCCAUCCUUAAAUUGUAGUUGGUUUGUUCUACUCCAAUAGAAUGGACUUUUUUUUAUUAUGAUUGCAAUUGUAGGAGAGGAUCUACAGACAGACAGACAUUCUCUACAGUGAGAACAUAACAAUAGUAUUGUAAUUAGUAUUGCUCAUUUUUUUUUUACUUUUCUAAAAACCAUUGCAAUAAAAAUGCUCUAGUCUAGGGCAUUUAUUCUCAUUUUUUAUGUUUAUAUAAAUGAGAUCACAAAUAUCUAAAAACAAGUUUCUGUUAUGAGUAUGUUGCAUUUUAGAUGGAGAAAUGGUGAAGGAAAAUAAUCUUUCCAGCAUCAGUUUAUUUUCCUUCAUACAGAUUUUUACAAUGUGUGAAUAUUUCAAGACAACCCAUUAAAUUAAGUGUUUUGUUUAUAAGA
Molecule: messenger RNA, 2502 nt
Organism: Xenopus tropicalis (tropical clawed frog)
Lineage: Eukaryota; Metazoa; Chordata; Amphibia; Anura; Pipidae
Gene: slc28a3
Product: solute carrier family 28 (concentrative nucleoside transporter), member 3
Exons: 18
Coding region: 86-2137 (683 amino acids)
Biological process (GO): nucleoside transmembrane transport; purine nucleobase transmembrane transport; pyrimidine nucleobase transport
Cellular component (GO): plasma membrane; membrane
Molecular function (GO): nucleoside transmembrane transporter activity
Source: RefSeq, a predicted model, not a curated record